AUGUUGAAGCUUUUUAUUUGUCUCAGUCUCAUCCUCCUUCCUCUUAUCUCAGUUGUGGGACAAAAAGAGCCCCCUGGUCCCUGGAAGAGAAUCACGGAUUUAAAUGAUGUUUACUACGUCGACAUAGCCAAGUUUGCGGUCAAUGAGCACAACAAGCAGGCGGAUGAUAACCUGAGGUUCAUUAGAAUCCUUGAGGGAAAGGAGCAGAUGGACACCGGGCAAAGAGAUUAUUUUAAAAUCGGAGUCAAUAACAGGGAGGAUUUGGCAGAAAUAUACGAGGCAUCGGUGUUUAACAAGGAAUAUAAAAAUGUUUUGACCCUUGAGUAUUUCAGGCGGAUUCAGUAA
Eruca vesicaria subsp. sativa (arugula) is the source of this 345-nucleotide messenger RNA. NCBI's taxonomy places the organism in Eukaryota, Viridiplantae, Streptophyta, Magnoliopsida, Brassicales, Brassicaceae. The record is from the annotation of a GenBank genome assembly.